Closterium sp. NIES-65 is the source of this 735-nucleotide messenger RNA. Lineage: Eukaryota; Viridiplantae; Streptophyta; Zygnematophyceae; Desmidiales; Closteriaceae. The record is from the annotation of a GenBank genome assembly.
AUGCGUGGAAGACGGGCAACUUCUUCGCGCCUUCUCGCUCGACCUUUUCCCGCACGGCCUCUCACUCCCGCUGCUGUGUUUCCUUCAGUCGCUCUCUCGGGCGGCGCGGGCGGUUCGGACGCUGCCAAAUCCAUUAGCCCCGCGCAGCCGACCCUAGCGCCCGGCGUUCCCCCCCAGGCGGGAGACGCUACUAGCGGCGAUGCAAGCUCGGCGAUGGUUCCCGGCCUUCCGCAAAUUGACUUGCUGCUGCCAGGCGUUCCCGACCUGCCCAUUCCUAAAAUUCCCAGCAGGCCGGACGGGUUGAAUGGGACAAUGCCUGCGGACAACAUGACACUUGCCACGCCCGAUUUCAACAUGACCAUGCCCAACAUGACCAUGCCUGGCAUCAAUAUCACCACGCCCGACUUCAACUGGACCUUUCCCAAUCUAAGCACGUCCAUGCCAAACGUGAACCCAGUGACUUUCAACCUGCUUCUCGCCGCAUUGAGCGCCGUGUUUUCCGGCGACGGGACGCCCGCGUCGCUGGCGGCGCUGGCCAAGGAGCGGCCCGAGGCGCUGCAGGCUCUGUGGGACCUCCUCGCGCACUACGUGGCGACCAUGGCGGUGCUCAACGUGGCGGCCAUUGCGGCGCAGUUCUCAGCGGCGGGGGAUGCGGGCAACCUGACGACGGUGAACGGGCGGGGGCUGUGGAUCAACUUCAACACGAGCGAGCCCGCCGCGCUGCUCAACGUGUAG